Ciona intestinalis (vase tunicate) is the source of this 2781-nucleotide messenger RNA. The record is from RefSeq and is a predicted model, not a curated record. NCBI's taxonomy places the organism in Eukaryota, Metazoa, Chordata, Ascidiacea, Phlebobranchia, Cionidae.
GUCAUGCCUGCUUAUCCACACACUACAAUAGCUUCAGCAACUCGACUGUGAGCAUGGGAGUGGCAACCAUGUAUAAGUCACUAAAAUGACCAACUAACACAAACAUUUUACAGCAAACUGACAGACAUAGAAUGGGAGAGCGAAUAUUACAAAACCAUGUUCAAUUCAGCCGAUACGUUGUCAAUUCGUUUCUUACUUGAUUUAUAUGAUCAGUACUCACACAUGGCACGGAUCACUGGGACCAUUGGUUUGACAUCUGACCUCGAUCCAUUAGAAGUGACGGGAGGCCGACUUCUCCAACCCACAAACCCCAACCUUGGCCCAGCUUCAAUGUAUUAUGAUAAGACAGCAGAGAAGUUGUAUCUAGAUGUAUGCAUGAGUUUUGAGGGAGAAGUGGACGGUAACUUCGAUAUCCCUGGUGAUGUCCACGUUGGAGUGUUGGAAACAAAUUGCGUAGAAUCAAUAGAAAAUUGCAUCACACCAUUACUUAAUGGUGGACCCCUCCCUCUAGCUGAGGGGGCGUGGUACAAUGUAUUUGGGGGCGUGGUCAGUGUGACUCUUGUUGAAGCCGAACCUGAUGUCUCAAUGUCAAGGAUUGUUCUGUAUGCUGAGGAUAAAGCAGGGAAAAGGACAAUAAUUGCAAUGGAACCCGAACAUGGGAUACAAAUAGGUUUGACAACAAACCUUGCGAUUCGGUUGAAUGUCGGUGAAACAUCCACAUAUGGGGCGUUUGUUACAAGCUUUGGUGAACCAGUAGUUGGGGCAACUAUGGAGAUUGGGGUGAUUGCUGCUGAUAGUUCCACGGAUUGUAAUCGGGCAACUUGUUUUAAUGAACUAUCCGUACCCCUUGAUGCAAUAUCAAUGACAAUACCAAUGUCUACGGAUACAAAUGGAAGAACCUCAGUAGAUGUAACAGCCGUCAAGAACCCAGGCAACCCACGAGGUUGUGGAUUAGAUGGCCAACUAUAUGUGGUCAGGUUGUUUUAUAAAUAUUUGGACCCCAUUGAACCAACCAACUUAAAGAAGGCAGUUUGUUAUUUCAACCCAUCAGCCACAGCAGGAGAUCCCAAGAAAGCAGAAUGUGAGAAUGAUGGAAGCAAGAUAGUUAACAUUGGAACCCUGCAACCCAUUAUUAAGGUUUAUGAUGAAGUUGAAGUAAAAGAUAAACCAACAUGGUUUGAUGUUAGAGAUAUUUUCAUCCAAUAUUACAACCUGUACCCUGUUAUGUGGAAGAAUGGGAUAAUAGACUUGCAUUCAUACAAAGACAUCAAGAAAAAUAAAGCUAUGUUGGAAUACGCGAUGUUUGAAUUAAAUAUCUCAGAUCCAAGGCACAUGCCGGUUACGCGUGACUUAUCAGCGAGUAGAAAAAAGUUGAUCAAAAAUUGGAUGGACAAUGGAAUGCCGUAUAGUUAUCCUGGAGAUCCUACAGGCGAUACAUUAUUCUCCUGCGCUGCUGAAACCAUCCCUGUUAAAAUAACUGAGCUCCAACGGUUGGGUCAAGCGGCAAUCAUCACUGAGUUAACCACUAUACCCCCUUAUGUAACUGCAUGGUUGAGUUUGCAAACAGAAUUCGGUAGAAACGUUGAAGUUGCUGGGAUUAUAAAGUCGGUCUUUGUGGAAGAGAUGCUUCAUAUGUCGCUGGCAGCUAAUCUUAUUAACUCUGUUGGAGGUGUAGUUAACUUGACAAGCAUGGCGUUACUUCCACAAUACCCAACCCCACUUGGCAGUGGAACGUUCUUUGACUUAAUGCCCGGCGUCUACGUGUCAAUCGAGCCGUUGUCGCUGGGAUUGGCACGCGACUUGUUUGCGAAGAUUGAAACACCAGCAACUGAGCAAGAACAGAAGAUAUUUCACUCAAUGGCAGAAAUGUGGAAGCUUUUGUCAACACAAACAGGAAGAGACACUCCCACAUCUAAGAACAUGAGACUAUUGUUGAACGAUUACCAAAAAGUUCGGUUUAAACGAAAAUCCCCGCUUAAAAAAGCAAUGAAUCAAAAUCUAACGUCAGAUAUAGUGUGGGACCUGAUUUAUGAUUUCUCUGUUAAAAGUUUGAAAGAGUUGUCAAACAAACCCACAAACACUAUUGGGGCUUUUUAUCUCAGGGUAGCUUUGUUUGCGGCUAUGGUGGAAUCUUGCGCUCAGAAAAACGCCCUUGCUAACCCUUCAGCUAACCAAUCACCAACAAUAUUUACAGGUGAUGUCUCAAAACAAGUGGAUAUGAACCAAUGGAACAAUCCGGAGGACCAACCUGAUAUUACAAACCCAGCAGAGCCAAGCCUUAAUAGUGAAGGGUCAGGAAGUAUCCCAAUAAGUUCAUUAUACCAACCCCUGUUUCCUGUAACUGACUUGCAAAAGGCAAUUGAAGCAAUUAUAGAGAUCGUAUACCAAGGGGAAGGGGGCAGCCAGUGCACACCAUUUGUUGGCGAGAAGACACAAGAUAACCCAACUCCAGAGAUAUCGCAUUAUUAUCGGUUUCUUGAAAUCGCGAACCAGAAAAAGAUCGUUAAAAUGAAAGUGCCUGUUGAGUAUACAGCUGGGUUGACAUGCAUGAACCUUACUGGGCAUGAUUGCCAUAAUGACCUUGAGUUAGGUGAGAAUUAUUGCUUUGGGGGGCCGGCUAUUCCGUUCCGGGAAGAUGGGGUUUGGCCAUUGGUACAUAACCCACAAAACGGGAUGUACGUUAAGAACACAAAGGCUUGGAAACUUAACAAGGAGUUUAACAAUGCUUACACAACCUUGCUUAAAUGUUUAGAGAAAGGGUUUGGUACAGGCUCCAUGUAA